This is a messenger RNA of Talaromyces marneffei, 879 nucleotides long. RefSeq lists its product as uncharacterized. The transcript has 6 exons. The record is from RefSeq and is a predicted model, not a curated record. Gene Ontology annotation, biological process: triglyceride catabolic process; phosphatidic acid biosynthetic process. Gene Ontology annotation, cellular component: lipid droplet; endoplasmic reticulum. Gene Ontology annotation, molecular function: acylglycerone-phosphate reductase (NADP+) activity; triacylglycerol lipase activity. Bases 1 to 879 code for a protein of 292 amino acids. Lineage: Eukaryota; Fungi; Ascomycota; Eurotiomycetes; Eurotiales; Trichocomaceae.
AUGGCGGCAACCGGAGAUCGCCGAAAGUCAGUUCUCAUCACUGGAUGCUCGCCUGGUGGCAUCGGAAAUUCUCUCGCACGCGAAUUUCAUCGUCAUGGCCUGCGCGUCUUUGCGACUGCACGCGAUGCCCAGCACCUUCAAGAUUUGGAUGCGAUUGGCAUCGAGACGCUGAGCUUGGUGGUUGAUUCGGAGGAGAGCAUCAAGGCUUGUUUUGAGGAGGUUUCCAAGAGAUUGGAUACGAAGGGAUUGGAUUAUUUGGUCAACAAUGCUGGACGAAACUAUACUGUACCGGCGAUGGAUGUGGACAUCGACGAAGCGCGGUUCACGUUUGAAACGAACUUUUUCGCCGUGAUUCGUAUCUGUCAGACCUUCCUCCCAUUACUCAUGAAAUCGAAAGGAACAAUUGUGCAGAUUGGAUCUGUGGCGGGUAUAAUACCAUACGUCUUCGGUUCUGUCUACAAUGCGUCCAAGGCAGCUCUCCAUUCCUGGAGUGAUACACUACGAGUCGAGGUUGCUCCUUUCGGCGUCAAAGUAACAACAAUCAUCACCGGUGGCGUCAAAUCACGCAUCGCACGUACCGACCGCGACCUGCCCCCCAACUCUCUUUACCGCCCCAUCGACCCCGAAUACCAACGACGCACAAAACAUAGUCAGGAAGGAGCAAUGCCGCACGAAGACUAUGCACGUAGCGUCGUGUCGCAGGUAUUGCUUGGACCCUGGCCAUGGCGAUGGUUGUGGCCGAGCUAUAGGAGGUACAUCUGGGAGGGUAAUCGUAGCUCGCUGAUCAAGUUUCUCACUGGAGCGUGGUUGUGGUGUGGCUUGUUCGAUCGGGUAUUCACGAGGAUGUUUGCGCUCUGGAAGCUGAGGCGUAUUAACUAA